Acanthosepion pharaonis is the source of this 873-nucleotide messenger RNA. The record is from the annotation of a GenBank genome assembly. Lineage: Eukaryota; Metazoa; Mollusca; Cephalopoda; Sepiida; Sepiidae.
AUGCCUUCAUCUGUUUCCACACCCGCUUUGUCACUGCCUCAUAGUCCAUUUGGUACACUCCAAAAUUAUGGUACACUCAAGUCUGUAGGUUCUGGUGGACAUUGUGCAGGAACCCUACCUUCCAGGUUCUCAAACUACCCUUGCAGCCAACGCACGUGGACCCGUCCAGACCGUAAACAGUCCUCCUCUAUGUCAGUAGCAUCAACUGUCACUUCAGUGAUGCCAAACAAUCAAAUUUGUCAUACUGAGGUAGUUGAAGUGAUCCUUUACCAUGACAGACGAGGGCCAGGUAUCACUCUUGCCGGUGGAAUUUUCUCUACAACAUUACUGUCUGAACCUCCUGUCAUUUCAUAUGUGGACCCUGGAUCAGCUGCUGAUAGGUGUGGUGUAAUUCAGGAAGGAGACAGAAUCAUCUCAAUAAAUGGUCAUGAACUGCUGGACAAGACUUUUGAUGAAGCUAACCAGUUUCUUAAAGAAUCAGGUUCCCGAUGUUUAUUAGAAAUUGAAUACGAUGUUACAGAAUCAGUCCUUCCAAGUUCAGGAACUUUUGUUGUUAAGCUCCCUCAACGGAGUUAUGGUCUUGGCAUCACAGUUAAUGCUCCAAAUAAUCGCAAGUCCAAUGACCCUUUAAUGAUAACAGAUGUCCGUAAAGGAAGCGUGGCCAACCGGUGUGAUUCAGCAGAUGAUAUUAUUACAUUGAAACUCCGACGAGAUGAUCCCUAUGGUGAUGAUGAUAAUGAUGACUGUGUCACAUAUACAGUGGAAUUGCAAAAACGGGGUGGUGCACUGGGAAUUACAAUAUCUGGGACUGAUAGCCCCCUGGAUCCAAUCAUGAUAUCUGGAUUAACAGAAGGUGGAUUAGCCGACAGGUGA